Molecule: messenger RNA, 2208 nt
Organism: Chenopodium quinoa (quinoa)
Lineage: Eukaryota; Viridiplantae; Streptophyta; Magnoliopsida; Caryophyllales; Amaranthaceae
Product: protein FAR-RED IMPAIRED RESPONSE 1-like
Exons: 6
Coding region: 1-2208 (735 amino acids)
Biological process (GO): regulation of DNA-templated transcription
Source: RefSeq, a predicted model, not a curated record
AUGCUGAAUCGGAUUCGCCUAUGUGUUAAUUUGCUGAGUGGUGCUGAGUGGGGACAUCCUUGUGUCAAUCUGUUUAACGGAUGGCGUUACAUUGUUGAGGGUGAAUUUUUUUUGAUGGAGAAGACUGAUAUUAUGGAAAUGGAAACUGAAGGCGUUAUUAGGGGCAGUGAGGUUGGUGUCGGUGAUUGUGUCAAUGUCAUUAAGUUUAGGAGUAAAGUUGAUAUGGAGGAGGAGGAGGGCAAUGAUAUGGAGGGUAUAGAAGACAUAGUUGUUGCAGAUAGUUGUGCUGAGGGUGUUGGUGUAGGUGCAGUUGACAUGAAUGUGAAUGUUAGGUAUUUAUCCCCAGUGAAAACAAUUCAUACGACUCACAUUGUUGUUGGUAGUAAUGAAAUGCGUGUAAUUGUUGAGGAGCAUAAGGAAGGGAUGGUGUUCCGGUCUUGGCACGAGGUUGAAGCCUACUACAAGGAGUAUGCUGAGAACAUGGGGUUUGGAGUGUCAAGGGUUCAAGGCGUAAAUUCUAAGAUGGCGGACAAACAAAGAAUCGCAAACACGUGGAAGUGUGAGUGUUGGGGUAAACCCUACAUGAGGGCUAGGAGGGAAGCGAAUAAGAGGGCAAAGGCAAUGGGUGUUGGAGAUUCAGGUGGUUUAGUUGAUGGGGUGGUAUGUGAGGAUGAGUUAAGUCGUAGGAAGAGGACUUCGAAAAAGUGUGAAUGUGAGGCCCGUGUUUAUGCUAAAGUUAAUGAACAUGGCAUGUGGGUGGUGAAGACUGUGCACUUAGAGGAUAAUCACAAGAUUGAUUCGGCAAAUUCUAAGCUUGUGAAGGAGUACCGCAUGAAGCAAAUGACCUCAAAAGUGAAGAAGAAGUUGAUGGAUUUCUAUGAUCAAGGUGUACCAAUUUCUCAAAUAAACAGUUGCAUGGCAACCGAACAAAACGGUAACAUGGCUCUCACCGUCAAAGAUUUACAACAUGAGGUGUACAAGGCUAGGCGGUUGAAGAUGGUUAAAUGGGACUCGGUGGCAAUGAUGGAGGUAGCUUAUGAGGACUUUGGUGAUGCGGUUUUCUUCGACACAACAUACCUAAUGAAUGAGUACGAGCUCCCAUUUGCGAACUUUGUUGGUGUGAACUACCAUGGGCAAUCGUUGUUGUUGGGAUGUGCUCUUGUUUCACAUGAAGACUGCGAUACUUACCAAGAGUUCAUCAACCCCCUCAAAGAGCUGGUGUAUGAGAGCUUUGACCCCGAGGAGUUUCAUAUCCGAUGGGCAGAGUUUAUAGCUGAGUAUAAGUUGGAGGACAAUGAAUGGCUACAGAGCCUACACAAAGAGAGUUGUAUGUGGGUGCCUACUUACAUGAAAGAGUUUUUUUGGGCUGGUAUGAAGACCACACAAAGGGUGGAGAGCAUCAAUCGGUUUUUCGAUGGCUAUGUUAACCGCAAAACCAAACUACAUGAGUUUCCUCAAAAGUAUUGCAUGGCCUUGGAUCAACGCGUUCGAGAUGAAGUGAGUGCAGAUGAGCGUUGCUCGAAGUACCUUAGGAGGUUGAAGGUUUUGUCUGAAAACCUUAUUCAGUAUUCAGUGGUCGAUCGUGUAUGGAUAAUACCUCCCGGUGCUAGUGAGGAUGUCAUUACAGAUAGGCGAAGAACCUACAAUGUUACUUUGUUUCCAAUUACAAAGGAGGUACAGUGUGACUAUAGGAAGUUUGAGACAAGCGGCAUACUUUGCAAACACUGUAUUAGGAUUCUCGAUGAAAACUUGGUUAAAGAUCUGCCAGAGAAGUACAUUGUAUCCCGUUGGCGGAAGGACAUACCUCGAAAGCAAACUAGGGUGAAGGUGGCCUACCAUGAUCCGGGCGACACGGUUAUUGUGAAGAGAUUCAACAAAAUGAUGGGAAAAUUCGAGCCCUUGUAUGAAACCGCUGCCAUGGUGGAUGAUCAAAUGGUCCAUAUGGUAAUUGAUACACUGUCGAAGCUUCAAUUAGCUGUUAAUCACCAUAGGGACAAGAAGAGUCAAGAGAAUGUUCCUGUAGUUAGUACACUGUCAUCAACAGGUGAAGACAUAACGAUUUCCUCAGAUGCUGAAGAUGGUGUUGGUGUUGAGGAGGAUGCAGGAAAUGGUGUCGAGGAGGAUGCAGGAAAUGGUGUUGAGGAGGAUUCAGGAAAUGGUGUUGAGGAGGAAAUGGUGUUGCGGGAAAUGGUGUUGAGGAGGAUGUAG